Molecule: messenger RNA, 1327 nt
Organism: Arachis duranensis
Lineage: Eukaryota; Viridiplantae; Streptophyta; Magnoliopsida; Fabales; Fabaceae
Product: DEAD-box ATP-dependent RNA helicase 8-like
Exons: 2
Coding region: 898-1188 (96 amino acids)
Biological process (GO): P-body assembly; cytoplasmic stress granule assembly
Cellular component (GO): P-body; cytoplasmic stress granule
Molecular function (GO): ATP binding; RNA helicase activity; mRNA binding
Source: RefSeq, a predicted model, not a curated record
GGGUCCUUCCCGCCGUCGUCGUUGUCGUUGAGGCGCCGGAGGAGAGAGAGAUUUGCUUUGCAGAGGCGUUGAGGGAGAGAAGGAGCCGCGCUCUGCUGCCGAUCCGCCACCGAACUGCCGCACGCGGGGAGCCAUUGCCAUCGCGAGCUGUAGCGCCGCACAGUCCAGCCACCGUGACCUCCGUAGAGCCACCGUCGUUGCGCUGUUCCGCCGUCACCGCUGUUGCCCUAGAGCUCGCCGUCGUCAUUGAGCAGGACGGAGAUGAGAGAGAGCGCGAGCGAGAGAACAGAGAGUCUUAUUGAAGACCUCCCUUUGAAGGUGUAAAGUGUACAACCUUUAGACUCUGGUAUUUUACCUUAAACUUUUGAUUUUCAGUGCUUCUAUUUGCAUUUACAUUGUAGUUCACAAUUAACAAAACUAUUAUUAGUAUUUUUUUUCCAGCUUCUAAUGAAAAAUUUGAAUCUCUGAGACUUAAUAAGUAUGUUCCAUCGUGCAUUGAACCUCUGGAAGUCAUGAUUCAGGUAUGGAUUUAUUCUCCGGCAGAAAAUUUUAUUUCUGGAAAUUACAGGAAAUUUGUGUCUAUGAUUACAGAAAAUCUUAUUUCUGGAAAUUAUCUUUUGUUGUUUGAGUAUAUAUUUGUUACUAACUUUAUUAUUGCUUCUUAAUUUGUAUGAUCCAGUAUGGUAAAGAUUAUGAAUUUGAUGCUCCAGUGAAGCUCCUAGAGAAACAUCUACAUGCUAUGGCACAAUCUGUUGAUGAGCAACUUCUUGUUGUUUCUCAGGUCUUGGCUUCUUAAUCAAUGGUUGAUUUGAAAUGCUUACCCCUCCUCUUUUUGGAUUCAUAUAGGUUAUUGCUUUCAAUGAUAAGCCUGUGAAGAAUUUGAAGGGCUUGGCCACCAUGAUUGAGAACUGUGAUGAUGAGUUUCUAAAGUUUGAUCUGGAAUACCAACAGGAUGUGACAGCAACUAAAAGAAAUGAAUUUGAGGAUUAUUUUUUGAAGCGAGAGUUGCUCAUGGGAAUAUAUGAGAAGGUUUUUGAAAGGCCUUCUCCUAUCCAAGAAGAAAGCAUUCCAAUUGCUCUUACUGGUAGUGACAUUCUUGCAAGGGCUAAAAAUGGGACAGGCAAAACAGCUGCAUUUUACAUUCCUGCAUUGGAAAAAAUUGACCAGAAACAAUCUAUCCUGGCAUAGUCCAAAUUGUAUUGCUCUCACGCCUGUGGAACAAUUUUGUUAAUAGUGUCUACUUAGUGUUAGUAUAUAUAUCAUUGUAUAAAACUAAGAUUAAGACAAGUGUAUUUACUCAACUAUAUUGAUAUGUUAGCUGGUUACU